This is a messenger RNA of Mangifera indica (mango), 1504 nucleotides long. RefSeq lists its product as uncharacterized. NCBI's taxonomy places the organism in Eukaryota, Viridiplantae, Streptophyta, Magnoliopsida, Sapindales, Anacardiaceae. Bases 1049 to 1402 code for a protein of 117 amino acids. The transcript has 2 exons. The record is from RefSeq and is a predicted model, not a curated record.
AUGAUUUUUGGUGUGUUUUUUCUUAUUAUUAUUAUUGAGUCGUUGGGUUGAUUUUAUUCAACACAACCAGUUUUAAAACUAGUAUGUAGUUUGAUAGCUGAUUCUUUUAACUUUUAGAUUUGUUUUUAAUUUAAUGGAUUCAUUAUUGUGAAAAUUAGAGUUCAUUGAAAAGCCCAUUUUUGUUGGCUUUUCCUUAACUUGCUUUGGCUUGUAAUUUCACCUAAUUAAUGUCACUCUAGAAGAUAAUAGUAUUGGUUUCAUUUGUUGAAGUAGAUCAAUGUGUUUAUACUAAACUAGUUGGUAAUGAGUGCGUAAUUAUAUGUUUAUAUGUAGAUGAUAUGCUCAUAUUUGGAACUAGUCUUGACAUGGUACAUAAAACAAAAGGUUUUCUUGCUACUAAUUUCAUAUCCUUUAUAUUUGUUGUAUCUAAUUACAAUUGACACUUGAUGAAACCACCUAUAUAUGUGUGGAAUGUGGUUGUUCUUAUGAGUGUACAUCUAGAGCAAUAAUGAAUUGCCAAGCACGUUCAUGACUUAUUAGCACAAAAUCGUGUUCAUUGACAGAAUUGACAUUCAUAGUCUAUUUCAUUAAUAUAGUGGGAGGACUACCUAUAUUGGAGCUCAUAAAAAGUGAAGUGUGUGGACAAUCAGGGGUGUGCAAAAUUUAAUUUAAAUUGUAAAACUAGAUCGAAUCGUUAAAAAAUUAUUAUUUGGAUAGGUUUAGUUUAUAAAACAGUUUGAUUUUGGUUGAUAAAUUUUGGAAAUGUGGUUUACAAUUUGGGUUGCGAGAUAUCUUGCUCUCCACUGCUAUCAUAGAUUUGCUAGGUGAAAACAGAAGGUUUGGUUAUCAACAGAAAAAUUCCUCUCCUGAAAUAGAUCAUAAUGAACCCGCUGAGGCAUUUCUAGCUACACAAAAAUCUUCUGCCAAUAAACACUCUACUCAAACCUUAAACACCUACCAUCCAAGCAAAGAAAUAAACACCCCAAUUCCUCAACAAAAUAGAGCAUAUAUAGCCAACCCUUCAUCAGUCAACGAUCCGAAUUGUUACAUGGAUUCAGGGGCUAAUGACCAUGUAAUCUCUGACUUGCAACAGCUGUCUGUACAAACGAAUAUACAGGGAAACAAAAGCUGCAAGUUGGAAGUGGGGAAUGCUUGCCUAUCUCACAUACAGGAUAAGGAGUCAAGAGCUGUUCUUCUGCAUGGAAUCCUUAAAAAUGGUCUAUAUCAGUUACACUCCAUUGCUCCUUGUUCUUUUUCAUAUCUUACCGAAAAUAAAGAGCUUACCUUAGCUGGUUCUGCUGGUGGUGAAUUUUGCAAGACUUCUUCUAAGUGUACUGCUUCACAAUCUGUACUGUCCAGUAACAAAAUAAAAAAUGUUGCAAAACCGCACUGUUAUGACUAAUAGUGAGUCUAGAAAUAAGGAUUGUUAUGUUGAAGAAAAUGUAUUACAGGAAAAUUCUGUUCUGCUCGCUAAUAAAGUAGAUGUUGCAACUUUACAUAUACG